AUGCAUUGUCCCCAGCAGGUUUCACAGCUUGAGAAUGGCUUCUAUGUGGCCAAGAAGAGACGAAUAUCUUCAGAUAGUGCCGACGCUGUUUAUGGCAGACGUUUCCUACACCUACAGUGCAUGGACAGUGAAACCAUUUUUCACACGGAAGACUGUAAUUCAUCAGGUUCCUCUAUGUUUUCUCCGUUGACAGAGGAUCUGAUGAUUAACACUCGUAAUAUUGAACAGUUCAGUUGCUCUCGGGGAAAUUUCUUUGUGUCAGGGGCCGAUGGUUUAUAUUCUAAAACAAUUUCUGGUGAAGUACUUCAUCUGUGGAGAUUCUGUCCUCAGAAAAGAAAGCUAUUUAUUUCUCGGUCUUUCCUCUUCAAGAAUGCCCAGGAUUUUCAUCAAGUACGGCAGAUGCUUCAGAGAUUAUAG
Molecule: messenger RNA, 417 nt
Organism: Candidula unifasciata
Lineage: Eukaryota; Metazoa; Mollusca; Gastropoda; Stylommatophora; Geomitridae
Source: the annotation of a GenBank genome assembly